Messenger RNA from Desarmillaria tabescens, 1978 nucleotides. RefSeq lists its product as uncharacterized. The transcript has 6 exons. Gene Ontology annotation, molecular function: zinc ion binding; mRNA binding. Gene Ontology annotation, cellular component: nucleus. Lineage: Eukaryota; Fungi; Basidiomycota; Agaricomycetes; Agaricales; Physalacriaceae. The record is from RefSeq and is a predicted model, not a curated record. Bases 167 to 1663 code for a protein of 498 amino acids. Gene Ontology annotation, biological process: regulation of mRNA splicing, via spliceosome.
CCCGACAUUUCGACCUGUUGUCGAAGAGCAGAAAUCGGUAUGAAGAACGUGAAGCAGCGGAGUUUUAAUUCCAUUUGAGGAAGCAGGCGACUUACAGAUGACUUGCUUUUCGUGUCGACGACCACCAUCUUCCCCGCAUUUUUCGCCUUUUCUUGUUUAAGACAGAAUGUGGAGGCCUGCUACUCGCCAGAUAACUGGUACUAAUGAAGUUCCACUCGGACAGCGGCGGCGUUUUGGACCAGCUCCAUCCGAAGAAGCCGCUCCUCCCCAGCUCGCUCAACCUUCACCUUCAGCUUACCCUCGACCAUAUCAAGACCAUGAUAGUCCUGGAAAACGCGGCAGGGAUGAAGCCCCAGCAGGCGAUCCACGAGUCGACCCGAAUGCCCCUCGCAAGCGGCGAAGUCGUUGGGGUGAAGUCAAGACAGAAAUCCCCGGUCUCCCAACUGCCAUCUCUGCUGCUGGCGUAUCUCAGGCUCAGCUCGACAACUAUGCUAUCCACCUUAGGCUCGAAGAAAUUAACAGAAAACUACGACUAAACGACUUCAUUCCACCUGAACGCGAGAGAUCCCCAUCCCCUCCUCCUACAUAUGACGCUCAUGGUCGUAGGACCAAUACACGCGAAGUACGCUACCGUAAAAAGCUCGAAGACGAGCGUAUCAAACUCGUCGAUCGCGCCAUGAAAAAUGAUCCUAACUUCCGCCCUCCUGUUGAAUACCAACAACAAAAGCGCUCACAGCGUCCGUCGGACAAGGUCUAUAUCCCCGUCAAAGAAUUUCCUGAAAUUAACUUCUUUGGCCUACUCGUCGGCCCUCGUGGUAACAGUUUGAAGAAGAUGGAGAGAGAGAGUGGGGCGAAGAUUAGUAUCCGUGGAAAGGGUAGCGUUAAGGAAGGGAAAGCACGUCCUGACCAGUAUGCAGACGAUGCUGAAGAGGACCUUCACUGCCUCAUCCUUGGAGAUAGUGAAGAAAAGGUGGCGGCCUGUGUAAAAAUGAUCAAUAAGGUCAUUGAGACAGCCGCUUCCACACCUGAAGGUCAGAACGACCACAAGCGUAACCAACUUCGCGAGCUUGCGGCGCUCAACGGUACCCUCCGUGAUGACGAGAACCAAGUUUGCCAGAACUGUGGUGGCGUCGGUCAUCGGAAAUACGACUGCCCUGAGCAGCGGAAUUUCACUGCUAACAUUAUCUGCCGUGUUUGUGGGAGUGCUGGCCACAUGGCUCGCGAUUGCACCGUCAACAAAGAUCCCAAUGCACCGAUGAUGCACACCCCUCCUCCUCCACCGAACAUGAACAGUCGUGGCUUUGAUUCUGAAUAUGCCAGCUUGAUGGCCGAGCUGGGAGAAAGCACAGGCGGUUCUGGCGUGGACCUUUCGAAACCUUCCUGGGCUGCACCUAGUGCAGGUCACGAUAUCACUGGAGGGGGAACGAAUAUUCCACCUUGGCGUCGUCCGGAAGCUUGGGUAACCAACAUACCACAGAACCAGUCGCAGGGUGGUUUCCCGGGUGCUACGGGAUACGGUGGUGGAUACGGUGGGGCAUCUGCCGGGUAUGGGAGCCAGUGGCAGGGCUAUGGACAGGCUUCAGGAUAUCCUCAACAAUCUCAAGAUUAUUCGUCGAACUACGCCUCCUACUAUCAAGGCCAAUAUAGUCAACCAACCAGCUAAUCGAAAACUUCUGAUCUUAUUCCUCAUUUUCUGACAAACGGCAGCACUAAACAUCAAUUCUUCUCACCUUCUUAGCUCAGCUUUUCACAGUCGAAGAGGUCAUUCGGCCUAUUCAUUUUACAUUCGGAUUUCAUUCCCUCUUUAUCCACAGAGCGCUGUACGUGGGAAUUGUUUGUAGGUAUACUUUGUCCGACAUGGUUGAUGGGAGCGUGGACACGGCGUCCCUACUAACGGAGACCUUUUCAAGCUGCGAGGUUUCAGGUGUUUUACUUCUUUGAACUGUAACCCAAUGAUAUGUUUUUUUUUUUGCGAAAU